GUCCCGUCGCGUCCCGUCCCGUCCCGCCUCUCCGGCAGAGCAGCCGGGCAGGAGGCGCGGGGCGGCGGCCGGGGCAGCCCCUGUGGCCGGAGCGGCCCCCGCCGGGGCUGCGCGUCCUCCGCACCAGCCCACCCGCCAUCCUCCGUCCAGCGGCCCCGAUUCCUGCCCUCCCAUCCCAGCGCCGAGGUUUCCCGCUCCCCGCCUUCCCGGGCCGGGCGGUACAAGGGGUGCCAGGGUUCGGUCCCCGUCGCGCCAGGCAGGGCAGCCCUGUGCCAGGCUCCAGCAGCCUUUGCUUGUGCCCCAGCGCGGUGCAGCUGGGCUGAGAGGUGUUUCUGCGGCGCUGGAGGAGUCAAGGGACGGGGGAGGGCCACCAUGCGCUGCUCACCCCAGCAGCUCCAGAAAGAUAGUACCCUGGCAGUGACUGGACUGAAGGAAACUUGAGACAAAACUCCUGUUACUGUUGGAUGUGCUUUGGAGUCUGUGAUUAAAUGCUUUCUGCUGCCUGCAGCAGUAGCUCUGUGCCAGCUGAUGGUGACUUCCAGGAGCAUCUCUCCAUCUAAGGAGGUUCUGUAACAAUGAUGAUAUAGUUGGGAUCUGCUGUUGCUUUUUUUUAGCUAGAGAAUUUCCUGUUUCAGUUUGAUUCUAUUUCCUGAAGGAGAUGGAAAAAGUACCAGAAACUGGAGUUGGUCUCCUUGCCUCUCUAGGCAGUUUAGUGGAGUCAAAUCCAGACAAUAACAGCAGCAACGGAGCCUCAGCAAAAGAGAAAGACAUGCUUUCCUCUUCUGGAGAGAUGGAAAACAUACAGCUGAAACCCAGCAGAGAAACAUCCAGAAAAAAACUCUGUGGCUAUUUAAAUAAGCUGGGAAUCAAGGGACCAAUCAAGACGUGGAAGUCUCGCUGGUUCUUUUACGAUGAAAAUAAGUGUAAUUUACUAUACUACAGAACUGCACAGGAUAUCAAUCCUUUGGGAUAUAUUGAUCUCUCCAGCGCCAGCUUUGACUGCAAAGUUGAAAAUGGGGAAGGAGUUUUUGAGAUCAGAACACCAAGCAGAGUUUUUACUUUGAAGGCAAUCAGCAAACAGGCAAUGAUGUACUGGCUACAGCAGCUACAACUGAGACGUUGGGAGUUUUGCAGUGCUCAGAGGGGAUUUCCUGUGGGCAAUCCACAGCUUGUGAAUGAGCCUCUGGCAGGCAGAACAAAUGUUGUUGACAACGAACACUUUCUGCCUCCAGUGAAAACACCAACAGAAGCCGUGGGUUUAAAGGCAGCAUCUUUGCCUGCACCCCAAGCAUCUACUGCUUUACAGAACAUCUCCCUUAAGCACCCUUGGACAGAGAUACAAAACACUGUCUACAAUAUCUGUGUCUCCAAGCAGCUUCGGGGAAACAAUGGGAAUGUUUUUAAUUUCAGUGAAUUCCAGGAGCAUCCUGAGAAUCCAGAUGAGGAUCAAGAAGCAGAAGUGGAGGCAGAGUGUGCAGGUGUUAAAGAAGGGAUCCCAGAGGACCAAAGGAUGGAACCCAGGCUGAACUGGGUUAGGAAAGCCAGGUGGAUGAACAGUGGCUUCCCAGGCUUGCCCGAAGAACUGUCCAGGGAGAGGAACCCAAUGGAUAAAGUGAGCGUCCUCCAGCAACAGAUCCUGACACUCACAGAGGAAGUCAAGUCACAGAAGGAACUGGUUAAACUUCUCCACAAAGCUCUGGAGGCAGCCCAGCAGGAGAAGCGAGUAUCUAGCAUGUAUCUCUCUGCAGCAGAAGAUAAGGACAGACUUGAGCUGGUGCGUCACAAAGUGAGACAAAUUGCAGAUCUUACCAGUCGCCUGGAAGCUCUUGAGCAGGAGAAGAAGGAACUUGAGCAGAUGUUGACUCUGAGAGACAGACACAUCCUGGAACUCAAGGAGCAUGUGCAGCUUCUGAUGGAGAAGAACCACGCCAAACAGGAAGUCGUCAUGGCCUUGACAGAGCAGAUGGCUCGGGAGCUCUCUGACCCCCUGCAAGAAGCCAACACCAUCACUGCAGAGACAUUGUAUAAGCAGCAGGAGGAGAUUGAACACCUGAAGGAUGAUAUUGAUGCAUACAAAACACAGAACCAGUUUCUCAACUCUGAGAUCCACCAGGUUACUCGUCUCUGGACGAGUGUUGCUGAGAAUGAAAAAGCCCUGCUUAUGAAGUGUGCCUGCCUACAAGCACGAAACUGCCAGAUGGAGAGCAAAUACCUGACAGUCUUGAGGAAGCUGCAGGAGGCUGUGCCUGGCCUGCCCAGCUCUGAUACUGAAUUAGUGAGAAACCUCAUCCAGGAGGCACUCCAGUGGGAUGUGAAGGAAGAAGCAGAAGAAGGUUUUAACCUGAACCCUGUAAGUGAGUAUGAUGAGUAUGGGUUUAUGACUGUUCCCGAGUAUGAGGUUGAGGACUGGAGACUUCUGGCCAAAAUCCAAGCCCUGGAGAUAAAAUCCAACAACCUGUGGAGUCAGCAAGUGGUAGAGAAGCCCCUCCGUGACCGAUGGAACAGCGUUGGAGAGCUGACCCCCUCUGCAGAGCUGAAGAGCCUGAUCCGGAGCGGCAUUCCGGUGGAGCACCGCCAGCGGGUCUGGAGGUGGAUCAUCAGCCGUCGCUGCAACCGCCUGCCUGAGCACUACCCGCGGCUGCUGCGGCAGAGCAGGAGCACCGAGCACCCUGCCUGCCGCCAGAUUGAGCUCGACCUGCCCCGCACUCUCACCAACAACAAGCAUUUUUCCUCUCCCACCUCUCAGCUCAUCCCCAAGCUCCGGAGGGUGUUGCUGGCAUUCUCCUGGCACAACCCUGCCAUUGGAUACUGCCAGGGACUGAACAGAUUGGCAGCUGUUGCCCUCCUGGUGCUGGAAGACGAGGAAAGUGCUUUCUGGUGCCUAGUACAUAUUGUGGAGAACCUGAUGCCAGCAGACUACUACAGUGACACACUGAUAACAUCACAGGUAGAUCAGAGAGUCUUCAAAGACUUUCUGUCAGAGAAGCUGCCUCGCCUCAUGGCUCAUUUUGAGCAGUAUCGGAUCGAUGUCUCACUCAUCACCUUCAAUUGGUUUCUGGUGGCCUUUGUGGACAGCCUGGUCAGCGACAUUCUCCUGAGAGUGUGGGAUGCCUUCUUGUAUGAGGGAACUAAGGUCAUUUUCCGCUAUGCUCUUGCAAUUUUUAAAUACAAUGAGGAGGAAAUCCUAAGAAUUCAUGAUAGUGUGGAGAUCUACCAGUACCUACGCUUCUUCACGAGAAUGAUUACGGAUGGCAGGAAGCUGAUGAACAUUGCCUUCAAUGACUUAAACCCCUUCCCCAUGAAACUGCUGAGGAACCGUCGGGCAACACACAGAGAAGAGCUGGAGACAGAACUGUGUGAGCUGGAACAGAUCAAAGCAGCCUAUGUCAAAGAGAGAGCAGAGCAGGGACCUCAGGACCUGAAAGAGGUUGUUAGUGAAGAGGAAGAUGAGAUUUAACAGGAGCAGUUCCUUGUCACUUCCUUCCCAUCUUGCAGAAUGUCUUCAUUACCAACUGUCUGUAAGAGAUGGAGCAGAGGGAUAAAUGUGGUCAUCUGCCCCCGGAAACAAGGCUAUAGGGAAAGGACCAUUUGAUGGAUGAAGCCAGGCUUUGUAAUGAAUUGGAAGGUGUCAAAUGAGUUAUAUCCUCUUCUAUGCUUCUCCUUGUUCAGCCCACCCUGUCCUGUGCAGUUCAGGAUGAGAGGUGAAGGUCCAUAGGAAAUAUUUGUGGUACCAUGACAGAAGCUGACAUGGCAUGAAAGACUCAGCCAAGCAGGGCUUUUCUACAUUUUUGGUGGGGCUUGAAUGAGAUCUUUAUGUACAACUAAAACCGGAGAAAAUAAUAAACCGAGAUCGCUUGGUAUCUAAAGCUUCUGAAUUGCUCAGGAAGGAAACCUGCUCUUUAAAGGCAUGUGCAUUCAGUGGCUAGCCUGCCAGGAGACUGUGUUUAACAUUGCAACUUCUGAGUCAUGACACUAUUUCCAAAUUAGUCUUGGACCUGAGGAAGUCUUGGGAGCUGGAGGACAUAUUCCCAUGGGACUCAGGCUGGGAAAAGUAAGAUGGGACAAGUGAGAUGUGUUGUAGGAGAGCAAAAUGGCAUCUCCAGUUUAUUAUGGUUCCCGUGGCAGUCCAUGGAAGCAGAAGGUGUGUCUACCUGCCUGGAUGAGAAAUGCUGGGAACUACUUCUGCUCUUUGUUUAGCUUUGAGCAGAGCCAUAUAUGGGUUGGCCUGACUGUGUGUCAUGCUUCAAAGCCAGCCAGCUGCUUGCUCACUCCUCCCGGCUCACAGUGGGAUGGGAAAGAAUUGGAAAAUGAAGUAAAAACCUCACAAGUUAAGAACAGUGUAAUAACUAAAAAUAAUGUUACAACAACAACAACAAUAAUAAUAAUAAUAAUACAAUACCAGUCAUAGUAAUGAAAAGGAAUGUAACAAACAGAGGGAGAAAUAAAACCCAAGAAAGACAAA
Messenger RNA from Colius striatus (speckled mousebird), 4462 nucleotides. It is a transcript of the gene TBC1D2, whose product is annotated as TBC1 domain family member 2. The record is from RefSeq and is a predicted model, not a curated record. Lineage: Eukaryota; Metazoa; Chordata; Aves; Coliiformes; Coliidae. The coding region runs from base 659 to 3457 and encodes 932 amino acids. The transcript has 15 exons.